CCCACCAAAUCACACACCAUGGCUUCCGUAGCUACCGUAACACUUCCCCUCCCCGCCCUCCCUAGCGGAUGGAGCGCAGAGAAGGACUUCAAGGCCAUCGGUCAGCUAUCUGAGGCCACCCAGCGCAGCAUCGAGCCUGUCGGCCCUCACUUCCUCGCCCACGCCCGACGAGCCCGCCACAAGCGCACCUUUUCCGAGGAUGACCGCAUUCAGGCCCAGGAGAGCGCCAAGAAGGUCGAGGAUGGCGAUGAGAGCGACGAGAGCGAGCCCGAGGACCCCAUGAUGCUUCAGCGCGAGGCCAAGGACUGGAAGACCCAGGACCACUACAAGAUUCUUGGCCUCUCCAAGUACCGCUACAAGGCCACCGAGGACCAGAUCAAGAAGGCCCACCGCAAGAAGGUCCUUAAGCACCACCCCGAUAAGAAGGCUGCCCACGGCGGCGAGGACGACGACCAGUUCUUCAAGUGUAUCCAGAAGGCCACCGAUGUCCUUCUCGACCCUGUCAAGCGCCGCCAGUUCGACUCGGUCGACGAGGAGGCCGACGUCGAGCCCCCCACCAAGAAGCAGCUCCAGAAGGGCGACUACUACAAGCUCUGGAGCAAGGUCUUCAAGUCCGAGGCCCGCUUCUCCAAGACACACCCCGUUCCCACCUUUGGCGACUCCAACGCCACCAAGGAGCAGGUCGAGGAUUUCUACAACUUCUGGUACAACUUUGACAGCUGGAGAACUUUCGAGUACCUCGACGAGGAUGUCCCCGACGACAACGAGAACCGUGACCAGAAGCGUCACAUGGAGCGCAAGAACGCCAACUCGCGCAAGAAGAAGAAGGCCGAGGACAACGCCCGUCUUCGCAAGCUGCUCGACGAUGCCUCAGCCGGUGACGAGCGUAUCAAGCGCUUCCGACAGGAGGCCAACGCCGCCAAGAACAAGAAGCGUCUCGAACGCGAGGCCGCUGAGAAGAAGGCCAAGGAGGAUGCCCAGGCCGCCAAGGAGGCAGCGGAGAAGGCCGCUAAGGAGGCUGAGGUCGCGGCCAAGGCUAACCGCGAGACUGCUAAGAAGGCCAAGGAGGCUGCCAAGAACGCUGUCAAGAAGAACAAGCGUGUGCUCAAGGGCUCUGUCAAGGACGCCAACUACUUUGCCGCCGGCGAGCCCAGCCCCGCCGAUAUCGACAACGUCCUGGGCGACGUCGAGACUAUCCAGGGCAAGAUCGAUCCUGAUGAGAUCGCUGCUCUGGCUGGCAAGCUCAACGGUCUCAAGGUCGCUGACGAGAUCAAGAGCGUGUGGAGCGGAGAGGUCAAGAGGCUGGUUGAGGCCGGCAAGCUCAAGGACGGUGAUAUCAAGGUCCUGGCUUAA
Fusarium keratoplasticum is the source of this 1353-nucleotide messenger RNA. RefSeq names its product J domain-containing protein. Gene Ontology annotation, cellular component: cytosol. The coding region runs from base 19 to 1353 and encodes 444 amino acids. Gene Ontology annotation, molecular function: ribosome binding; Hsp70 protein binding. Gene Ontology annotation, biological process: regulation of translational fidelity; 'de novo' cotranslational protein folding. The record is from RefSeq and is a predicted model, not a curated record. The transcript has 2 exons. Lineage: Eukaryota; Fungi; Ascomycota; Sordariomycetes; Hypocreales; Nectriaceae.